CCAUCCUCACCCCUGGUUUAGGGCCCGCUCCAUCUUGAAGCCCAAAGUAAAACAAAAGCCUUUCUCGUCUCUCUCCGCCGCCCCAUGUUAAAAGCACAAGCACUUUCCUUCUUGCCGAUUUUGUGCGGAGGCGGAGUCUCAGAAGGGAAGAGCAGGCAUGGAAGUAAAAGGAAACUUAAGCAGCUUUGUAGUUGGGUAUCUCCCGACGUUGAUGUAUAUUCCGGAGUUCAUCACUGAAAUCGAGCAAACCAACCUCCUAGCCAAUAUUUAUGGAGCACCUCCGUCCAAAUGGAAAUCUUUGAAAAACAGAAGACUGCAGAAUUGGGGUGGUGUAGUUCAUGAAAAGGGUCUCCUUCCGCAGGACAUGCCUCCUUGGCUGACAAAGAUGGCAGAAAGAAUAUCUGAGGAGUCAGGGUUGUUUCCAUCAGCAAUUAAUCAUGUUCUCAUCAAUGAAUACCUUCCUAAUCAAGGGAUAAUGCCACAUCAGGAUGGACCUGCUUAUUUUCCAGUAGUAGCAAUCGUGUCUCUUGAAUCACCAGUUGUUAUGAACUUCACUCCACAUCCCACUCUAAAAGUCUGCAGUAAUACAUUCAAGGACAACAUUGAGAAUCAAUGUUCCAGUGGGGAAUGUUUUCUGAAUAAGGCAGGUGAAUGGAAGGAUAAUCACCACCCUUUUUCUGUCUUGUUGAUGCCUCGAAGCCUAGUGAUCUUUAAGGAUGAUGCAUAUUCAAAGUAUUUGCACGGUAUACAAGAUAGCAAAAUACAUAGAUAUACUGAGGUUAUAAAUGAAUUUGAAGCUACCCAGUUGUGUAAGUGGGAAAAAGCUGUUGAAACAAUAGAUGGAGAUGACAGGAGUUUUUGUAGAAGUAGGAAGAGAGUUUCACUGACUUGCCGUGUUGUACUGAAAGUUCACAAGAAUUUGUUUAGGUUCUGAGAUGAACAAACAUCAUAUCUACUGUAUCUAUAACACAAUUUGUUUGGUUUGGAGUAUAAA
Carica papaya (papaya) is the source of this 994-nucleotide messenger RNA. Its product is annotated as oxidoreductase. Lineage: Eukaryota; Viridiplantae; Streptophyta; Magnoliopsida; Brassicales; Caricaceae. The record is from RefSeq and is a predicted model, not a curated record. Gene Ontology annotation, cellular component: nucleus.